Molecule: messenger RNA, 1688 nt
Organism: Aspergillus alliaceus
Lineage: Eukaryota; Fungi; Ascomycota; Eurotiomycetes; Eurotiales; Aspergillaceae
Product: agmatinase
Exons: 9
Coding region: 1-1173 (390 amino acids)
Molecular function (GO): metal ion binding; agmatinase activity
Source: RefSeq, a predicted model, not a curated record
AUGCUUUUCACAGCAGUGAGCCUUCUCACCUUAUCCGCCAUGGCUUCUGCCCACAACAAGCACCAAACCCCAAUUUCAGGUCCACACCAGAAACUGUGGUAUAACACUAUCCCCGGAGAUGGUGGCACUCAGGCCGACUCUGUCUUCUCAGGCAUCUCGACCUUCGGUCGAUUGCCCUACUUCCCAUGUCUCUCCAGCGACGAUGAGAAAUACGACAUUGCCUUCAUAGGAGCCCCCUUUGACACGGGCACCUCCUACAGACCCGGAGCCCGAUUCGGCCCCAGCGGCAUCAGACAAGGCUCCCGCCGUCUCAACCUCUACGGCGGCUACAACGUCCCCCUCCAAGCCAACCCCUUCGUCAGCGAUCUCAAAAUCCUCGACUGCGGCGACAUCCCCGUAACCUCGUACGACAAUGCCUGGGCCAUCCAGCAAAUCGAAGAAGGCCACAACAGCAUCCUCAUGCGCAAGCCCUUCACCGACGCAAACGAACACGGCCUCUCCCGAGCAGGCAAGACCCUCCCCCGCGUCAUCACCCUCGGCGGCGACCACACCAUCACCCUCCCCUUGCUCCGGAGUAUCAAUAAGGCCUAUGGCCCCGUCAGCGUUAUCCACUUCGAUAGUCACCUUGAUUCAUGGAAACCAAAAGUCUUCGGCGGCUCCCCAAGCCAAGUCGCUGCCAUCAACCACGGAACGUACUUCUAUCAUGCGGCGAUGGAAGGCCUGCUCAGGAACGACACGAACAUCCACGCCGGUAUUAGGACGACGCUUUCGGGCCCCUCGGAUUACGAGAAUGAUGGGUAUUGUGGGUUUGAGAUCGUUGAGGCGAGGGAUAUAGAUACUAUUGGAACGGAUGGGAUCAUCAAGCGGAUUCGCGAACGAGUCGGGACCGAGAACCCGGUCUAUCUAUCCAUUGAUAUUGAUACACUUGACCCAGCUUUCGCGCCUGCAACCGGCACGCCUGAAACGGGCGGGUGGUCGACUCGUGAACUGCGCACGAUUAUCCGGGGCUUGGAUGGGCUGAAUCUUAUCGGGGCGGAUAUUGUGGAGGUUGCGCCGGCUUAUGAUACUAAUGCGGAGUUGUCGACUAUGGCGGCUGCGGAUGUGCUUUAUGAGAUUCUUACGAUGAUGGUUAAGAAGGGGCCUUUGACUGUUGGGGGGUCGGAUGAAUUGUAGGAUUUUUGAUUUUUUGUGUUUGUUGGUGCAUAGGGAAGUUGGGUGUGGGGGGCUUAUGUGUGCUAUGGUGAAAUAUGCUACAAAAGCUGGAGAUAACAGUCAUUUAUAUUAAAAUGAAAUGCAUCAAUACUAAGAACUGAGAGCCGGAUAUCUCGAAUCAGACCGCAACGCCCCUUCCAUGCCACGCCAUGCAUCUAAGAGAAGAACGACAAAGAUAUCAAAGUGAAACAAGGAACCUGGCUUGCCGUCACACCUUGAAGCCAAACUGCAGGAAAAAGACGAAACAAAAUGUAAAACGGAAGGGAAAAAGAAAUAUGCAACAAGUAGUUGGCUUCACAGUGCCAGAACACCACACUUAUUCCGGGGUUUCGCCUAGCACCUUUUCCAAAAACAUAAAAACAGGAAGAACACAAAUUUAUCUGCGGUGUAGGUUAUAACCUACAUGUGACCAUAUAAUUUCAACCGAUAGAGGCACGUAUCGUUUGCUCCCCAGUUCGACUUGACCCGGAAAACCA